Trypanosoma theileri is the source of this 309-nucleotide messenger RNA. RefSeq lists its product as uncharacterized. Lineage: Eukaryota; Euglenozoa; Kinetoplastea; Trypanosomatida; Trypanosomatidae. The record is from RefSeq and is a predicted model, not a curated record. Bases 1 to 309 code for a protein of 102 amino acids. The transcript has a single exon.
AUGAGAAGCGUGGAGUACCAGCUAAAAUUGUGCAGCAGAGGGUCUGAUGUGGCUCUGCGUGCACGAGCGAUAUUCCCAGACUCACACACAAUACACAAUGCCCUCCGUCUCGUAAGUGAUAAAUACAAAUGCAUUGAUGGAUACGAUAUUCCCCACACAGCUUCUUCACUACCUUAUCUCAAGAGAGUAUUUUUCAACACCUCCCCCACCCCACCAGGAGGGCUCAAGGCGGAUGCCGAGUAUGAAGACAAGAAACCGGCUUCUCUUGCCAGAGCCCAAUCCAAAGCUCACAUCUCAUACACCCCAUGA